This is a messenger RNA of Cetraspora pellucida, 646 nucleotides long. Lineage: Eukaryota; Fungi; Glomeromycota; Glomeromycetes; Diversisporales; Gigasporaceae. The record is from the annotation of a GenBank genome assembly.
AUGUUUGGAUAUUUUAAACGUUCUCUUGACGUAGCUAAAGAAACAGGUGCUAGAAUUUUAAAGGCUGACCCUUUACCUUGGAGUAAAGAGCAAUUAUUAUUUACGCUAAAUUCUAAAGAAGACCUCAAAAAAUGGGCGAUCGGAUGCGAUAAAGAUAUCGGCGGUUAUUCAAAUGCAAGUUUGGAACUUACACCGGAAGGCAAAGCCAAAUUUUCCGGAAAUAUUUCUUUAGAAUUACCAAAAAAUAAUCCAAGAAUAGAAAGAAGCGGAUACGCAGCUAUAAAGUCGAAGAAUCGUGGUUCCACAUUAUUUGGUACACCAUGUUGGGAUACAACACUGUAUCGAUAUUUAAGUAUACGCGCAAAAGGUGAUAAUAAAAAAUAUCUUGUAAAUAUACAAACAGACGGACCUGUUAUAAGUGAUUUAUUUCAGCAUCGAUUAUUUCUGAGGAAACCCGGUGAAUGGGAAACUGUUAUGAUUCCAUUCACGGAUUUCAUUUUAACAAAUCACGGGAUUAUACAAGAACCACAAAUUGAAAUGUAUAGAGAAAGAGUUAGAACUAUCGGGUUCUCAUUGUUAAGGCAAGGAGGUCCUUUUUGUUUGGAACUUGAUUGGAUCAAAAUGAUAAAUACCGAUGAAACUAUUG